AUGUUUAAAAGGAUACAAAUCGAUAUUGAUUACGUUGUACAGUGGGCCUAUGAUAAUGGACUUACUCUCAACUCGGAUAAGACUCAGGCCAUGCUAAUAUCAUCAUCGAGAAGCCCUGCAACUGUGACGUUCUCCCCCCUUAUGGUAGGAAAGAACCCAAUUAUCUUUAGAGAAACAGUAAAGGACUUGGGAUUAAUAUUAAAUUGUCAUUUAUCAUGGAAGGAGCACGUGGGCAGCAUCACUCGUAAUACUCCUCAAACAAUUCCUCAAUGUGAUCCUAAAACAAGUCCUCAAACCGUUUCUCAAUCUAAUCCUAAAACAAGUUCUGAAGUAAGUGCUAGAUAUGAUCCUAAAACUGGUUCUCAAACAAUUCCUCAAUUUGAUCCUAAAACAAGUCCUAAAACAAGUCCUAAAUCUGAACCUAAAACUAGUAUUCAAACAACUCCUCAAUCUGAUCCUAAUACCAGUCCUGAAAUAAGUCCACAAUCUGUUCCUAAAACAAGUUCUCAAACAUUUACUCAAUCUGAUCCUAAAACUUUUCUUAAUCUGUUCUACAAGAAGUACCAAAAUAAUCCUAAAUAUGAUCCUAAAACAAGUCCUAAAUCUGAUCCUAAAACUAGUUUUGCAACAAUUCCUCAAUCUGAUCCUAAAACCAGUCCUGAAAUAAGUCCACAAUCUGUUCCUAAAACUAGUCUUUCAACAAGUCCUCAAUCUGAACCUAACAUUUGUCCCGAAGCAAAUCCUUAA
This is a messenger RNA of Leptopilina heterotoma, 747 nucleotides long. Its product is annotated as circumsporozoite protein. The record is from RefSeq and is a predicted model, not a curated record. Lineage: Eukaryota; Metazoa; Arthropoda; Insecta; Hymenoptera; Figitidae. Bases 1 to 747 code for a protein of 248 amino acids. The transcript is spliced from 3 exons.